UUGCCCUGGCAGCUUCCGCUGAGCCUUCUGUCCGCACGCUAAGCCCGGGGGUGAUACCUGUCGCUAGCCAGCCACCCCAUCCACACAGACAGAACGGAACACACUCUCUCAACAGUCAACAUGCCUCUCCAGGUGCAGCGGACAACAGGACCGGGAACGUUUCAGGAACCAGGAAACAAAGUUUGGGAAGACGUGCCAUACUGGGUCUAUCAACGGGUAUGAGAAGGAGAGGGUGUGUCGCAGAGCUGAUGAAGCAUCUGUUGACUGCUGGAAAGCCCAUCACCCUGUUACCCUCAAGACUGCUUCCAUCUCAGGGAAGACACUGGCCUGAAGACACUGGCCCUCUGAUAGGCAGCUGAGGUCUACCGUUCUGUGGAUCUUCUCACCUGGACAGAGGGCUUGGAUCUAACACUCCUGGACUAGACUUACCGGGAGGGGCCUACCCUGGUCUAUACCUCCUGUCCUCCCUCUCUCUGGAACCUGUAUUAAAGGUCGAGGUCUCUUGGACUAGUCUACCCUGGUCUACACCUCUAGCCUUCUGAGUGUCCUGGGACAUGUUUUAAGGACCAGGGUCUAGGUGUACUUGCAGCAACAUUAGUGUUAGUAUUAGUAGUAGUAGUAGUGGCAGCAGUAUAAGCAGUUGUAGUAGCCCCCCCCCCCCCCAGCAGUAGCAGCCAUGGAGGCGGCUCUAGUGGACUUUGAGAGUCUGGACGACAUAGACAGAAGUCUGGAAGAUGAGCUGGGUAACCCAGACAACCCAGACGAGACCACAACCCUGACGGUCGACAUGCUCCACGAAAACUGCUCCAUCCACGGCUCCCACCACCUCCUUUCCCCUCAGCCCAACCUCACAUCCACUCCCCAGCACCACUACCUCUCCGAACACUCCUCCCACAGGAGGAAUACCUCCCCCUGCCCGUAUCCCUCCCCCAAUACUCUGGAUGUGCCCCAAUCACCCGUCAUGCCACCCCACAGCAGGAGGGGGCGUCCUAGCUGUGCCAGCAUGAUCUCCAACUGGAAGUUGCUGCUGAGUAGCGAGACCCAUAUGCAGAGCGAGACCAUCUUCAGCCGGCUGGCUAAGGAGUGCUGCGAGGAUGUGUUCGUGGACAAGACAGGUCUAGACGACGGAGACCAGAAGGUCAUCAUCAACAUCGCCGGGCUUCGCUUCGAGACACAGCUCAAAACCCUUGACCAGUUCCCCGAGACCCUUCUGGGAGACCCUAUGAAGAGGAUGCACUAUUUUGACCCCAUGAGGAAUGAGUAUUUCUUCGACAGGAACCGGCCCAGCUUUGAUGGCAUCCUGUACUACUACCAGUCAGGAGGGAAGAUCCGUCGGCCGGCCAACGUUCCACUGGAUGUGUUUGCUGAUGAGAUCGUCUUCUAUGAGCUGGGGAGCGACGCCAUGGAGCAGUUCAGAGACGACGAGGGCUUCAUCAAGGAAGUGGAGAUCCCUCUCCCGACCAACGAGAUAUACCGGCAGUUUUGGCUGCUGUUUGAGUACCCCGAGAGUUCCAACGCGGCACGCGGCGUGGCGCUGGUCUCCGUGUUUGUCAUCGUUAUCUCCAUCAUCAUCUUCUGUAUGGAGACGCUGCCAGAGUUCAGGGAUAACACCCUAGACCCCGUCCUACCCACCACCGUCACGCCUCUGAUGCCUUUGGAUGGGAACCAAUCACUGGGCGGCCUCGGGACCUUGUUCCUGCCCUCGCCCUCGGCCACACCCAAAACCAUCACCUCCACGUUCUCCGACCCGUUCUUCAUCAUCGAGACGGCCUGCAUCGUCUGGUUCUUCUUCGAGCUGGUUGUGCGCUUCGUGGUUUGUCCCUCCAAAAGCAACUUCUUCCACAACCUCAUGAACAUCAUCGACAUUGUCUCCAUCAUCCCGUACUUUGUCACCUUGGUAACGGAGCUGGUCACCACCCCGGACCAGAACUCCAGCCAGAACAUGUCCCUGGCCAUCCUUCGUAUCAUCCGCCUGGUCAGGGUGUUCAGGAUCUUCAAGCUGUCCAGACACUCCAAGGGGCUCCAGAUCCUGGGCCAGACCCUGAAGGCCAGCAUGCGGGAGCUGGGCCUGCUCAUCUUCUUCCUCUUCAUCGGAGUCAUCCUCUUCUCCAGUGCCAUCUACUUUGCUGAAGUGGACGAGCCCAGCACACAGUUCGUCAGCAUCCCUGACGGCUUCUGGUGGGCCGUGGUCACCAUGACUACGGUGGGCUAUGGGGACAUGUGCCCGAUCACCAUGGGCGGUAAGAUGGUGGGGACGCUGUGCGCCAUCGCUGGCGUGCUGACCAUCGCCCUACCCGUCCCCGUCAUCGUGUCCAACUUCAACUACUUCUACCACCGGGAGACGGAGGCAGAGGACAAGCAGCCGAUGGCUGACGCAGCAGACCUGGCCAUGAAGGCCUCAGGAGAGAGUAAACAUGGGAGUAGCACCUCUCUGAACAAGACCAACGGGACCUGGCAGGGUGACAAGUUCACUGGCCUCUGAGAUUUACAGAGACUGACCGGUCCACUGUAGAAGAGACAAUGUGUGACAGAGAGACACAGAUAGACUGACCUGUCCACUGACUGGGGCAGAUAGAUAUAGACUGACCUGUCCACUGUGAGGACAGAGAGAUAUAGACUGACCUGUCCACUGACUGGGGCAGAUAGAUAUAGACUGACCUGUCCACUGACUGGGGCAGAUAGAUAUAGACUGACCUGUCCACUGUGAGGACAGAGAGAUAUAGACUUACCUGUCCAUUGUCUGGGGCAGAGAGCUAUAGACUGACCUGUCCACGGUCUGGGGCAGAGAGCUAUAUUCUGACCUGCCCACUGUCUGGGGUAGAUAGAUAUAGACUGACCUGUCCACGGUCUGGGGCAGAGAGCUAUAUUCUGACCUGCCCACUGUCUGGGACAGAUAGAUAUAGACUGACCUGCCCACUGUCUGGGGCAGAGAGCAAUAUUCUGACCUGCCCACUGUCUGGGGCAGAUAGAUAUAGACUGACCUGUACACGGUCUGGGGCAGAGAGAUAUAUUCUGACCUGUCCACUAUGGAAGAUUGAGACAGAGAAAGGUAGAGGGACAUUGUGAGCUGUGAGACACACACAACUAAUUCUCUCCUGUCCUCUGGGAGACAGACAUCAAGUCACCCCUGUGGGAAGACACAGCUACACCGGCUCUUUACUGUCAGAUAAGAUGGUAGAGAAACCAUUUUUUUAAAUGACAGAAAGUAUUAGGUUUGAUAGAUCGUUGUGUUACUUGUCUUGAAAAUGUUUUUUUUUAAAUAUUGUAUAAUAAACAACUCUCAGUGCAAAAAGUGAAUAACAAUGUUAAACACAACUGGUAACAAAUCAAUCAAAUACAA
Molecule: messenger RNA, 3340 nt
Organism: Oncorhynchus gorbuscha (pink salmon)
Lineage: Eukaryota; Metazoa; Chordata; Actinopteri; Salmoniformes; Salmonidae
Product: potassium voltage-gated channel subfamily A member 10-like
Exons: 2
Coding region: 677-2482 (601 amino acids)
Biological process (GO): protein homooligomerization; potassium ion transmembrane transport
Cellular component (GO): membrane; voltage-gated potassium channel complex
Molecular function (GO): protein binding; delayed rectifier potassium channel activity
Source: RefSeq, a predicted model, not a curated record